AUGUUAAUGUUGUCUAGGGUUGAAACGCGAAUGCUGCAAUGCGUGUGCGAAUAAACUCACUUGGUCUGUCAUUAAUCCGAAAUAAUUAAAGAAAGGCUUAUUCAUCAAAUGCGUCACACUGAGAAUGCAACUAAUCACCUGCCUUGAGCUUGUGGAAGAGAAAAACAAAAAUGACGAGUUGCAAAGUCAAGCAGAGGUGAUCAAAUAAAUGCACAUCGCGUAUUAUGCAUGCAAUAAAAAUCAAAUGGUUUAUUAUUGGUUUUAGAUUAGAAAGUGUGUAAACAAUCUGGUGCCGCUGUCAAAGGAACCACGUGAGAAUGAGGGACUGUUACAAAAGCACUAACGGAGGUCAAAUGCACCUCCAACCUUCACUGGAGCACGACAGUGUUGCAUUAUACAAUUAUUUGUCCGAAAGUGUCAUAAUAAUGCCAUAGACGUUUAGAAUGAGUAGACGGGAGGAUGCAUUUCGCCGACUUCCUUGCAGGAUCAAUCGGAGGAGCGUGUGGUGUGGCGGUCGGUUAUCCGCUGGAUACUGUCAAAGUCAGAAUACAAACGCAGAAACAGUUCACUGGAAUCUGGAACUGCAUCACAACCACCGUCAAAAAAGAAGGGGUCCAUGGCUUCUUUAAGGGAAUGGCUUUGCCGGUCACCACUAUAUCCAUGACGUCCUCUGUUGUGUUCGGCACUUACCGGAACUGUCUGCAGUGUUUGGCCCAAUUCCGCGGGAUCGGCGCUUCCAACACCAAGCUCGAUGUGUUCCUGUCAGGUCUGGCGGGUGGAGUCGCACAGAUCUCUGUAAUGUCACCCGGCGACAUAGUGAAGGUCCGUCUUCAGUGUCAGACCGAGAGCAAGAGGAGCGGACUCAAACCCAAAUACAGGGGGCCGAUCCACUGCCUGCUGAGCAUCGCCAGAGACGAGGGCAUCUCGGGCCUUUACAGAGGAGCUCUUCCUCUGGCCUUCAGGGACGGGCCGUCGUUCGCCACCUACUUCCUGACCUACAGCACACUGUGUUCACAGCUCACGCCGGCAGGACAGAAAGAGCCAGAGUGGCCGGCGGUGCUGUUGGCCGGUGGAGUUGCGGGAAUGGCCGGCUGGUCUGUCGGGACGCCCAUGGACGUGAUCAAAGCCCGUCUGCAGAUGGACGGCGUUCGAGGAGAGAGGAGAUACCGAGGACUCGUUCACUGCGUGACUGAGACCGUACGGAACGAAGGGCCGAGGAUUUUCUUCAAAAGCCUGGAAAUAAACUGCCUGCGGGCGUUUCCCGUCAACAUGGUGGUUUUUGCCGUGUACGAGGUGUCGGUUCGGGUUCUCAGGUCGGUGUCCGUAGAUCGGAUCUCGUGAUGAGAAACCUUGCACUGAAGAAAGCAUCUAACGAUCACAGCAUUAAUGUAUGUGUUUCAGAUAAUUGUGCACGUCCCAGUCAUAAUUUUACCCCAAAAUUAAAAGAAAAAAAGGUAUUUUGCACCAGUUAUUUUGCACUGCCUUUAAUUUGUUAGAAUAAGAAUUCACUUAUUAGCAUUAAUGGAGAAUAAUUAAAAUCUUUCUUUCUGCUUUAAAUUAUAUUUCACUUAAAGAAAAUGAUAAUUAGAAUUGCAAUGUGCUUAAUUGCCAUAAUCUCACAUUUAAAUUAAAUUACAUUUUAUAAUUAUAAUUUAAUUAUAAUAAAGAAGUAUUAAUUAGACAACCACUAUUAUAAUUUAAUGAUUAGUGUUUAAUAAUGUAAACGCAAAUAGUGCAGUAAUUUAAAUGACUUAUGAAAUAUAAUAAUGGUCAGGAAAUGGUACGGAAUUAUACAUUAUUUCAUUGAAAUUAAUACAAUUAUUAUAACAGGGUUCGUACAGAUACUAUAAAAUUAAAUUCCAGGACUUUCAAGCACUACUUUUUUUAUUUUUAAGGACUUCAAUCAGAGAUCUCACUUAUUAAAAGAUGUCUUCUAAUUCACAUUCUAAAAAAAAGAGAGAAAUAGACAAAUAAAAAUAUACUAAUACAAUUUUUUUUACAAACUUUUUCUUUGUUUUGUUUUUAUAACUGCACUGCCUGAAUGGUUUGAUAUUUUCUACUGUUUAAAAACUGAAAAAAAGAUUUGCGAAAUUGCUUCGAAAUCCUGAUCUGAAACAAGUGAUUCGCGAACCCGCAUUGUAGUCCUGAUCUAAGUCAAAUGAUUCGCUAAAGCGCAACACGUGAAUCAUUUGACUUAGAUUAAAACUUUGUGUAUCGAGAAUCAUUUGAUUUGAAUCAUUUAAUUCGCAAAAUGAUUCACCAACCCGUUCUGAUCUAAAUCAAAUGAUUUGCAAUACGCAAUUUGAAGUCCCGAUCUGAAUCAAAUGAUACGCGAUCCGGUUGGAACGCUUCGAAAGACUGGAUUAUUGGUUUAACUGAUUCAAAGUUUUGAAAAGCUUCGUUUCACCCAUCACUACAUGCUUUUGUGAAUCAUUACAAGCUAUGCUGAAAUGCGAAAAUGAAUGGCUUUUGAUUUGAUCUAGUUUUUGCAAGUGAAUCGCUUGAAAUGAAUGAUAGAGUCACGAGUUUGAAUCAAAUGACUCAAUUGAUUCAGUUCAUCUGUUCCUCUUUUCACGUCUUUAGCCAUGUUUACAGGAUACUAUCAGUACUACUACUGGCUUGGCUCGAUUGUUUUCUGACAUUAACUGAAAUAAGCGAAAAAUAUGUUUUUUAAUUGUGUGAAUUUUGCAUUAAAAGAUAUGUGCUUAUCGACAAAAUUAAACACAAUAAUUCCAGCACUUUUCAAGUACCUCUUCAGGAAUAUUAAUAUUUUCAAAGGUUUGCCAGGCCUUAAAUUUUAAAGUCAAAUUAAGCAUUUUGUACGAACCCUGUUAAAACAUCAUGGAAAUGUCUAAAAUAUUGGUACAAUUACAUAAAAUGUUUACAUAGAAAGACUGAAAUAGCAUUUUCCUGUGAAAUGUACCCCAAUUAUUAUUUUGUCACGGCAUCUAUAUUUUAUUUGUCCUUGUAUUUUUUCUCUCUCUAUAAAGUUGCAAUUGAAAAAAAGCAGUUUAAGACGCACAAUGUGAAAUUCUAGAUCUUCAUCAAUUAUGAAACAUUUGCUCGAUAUUAAACGUGUCAUGUCAUGAAAAUGAAAUGUGUAGAUAUUGUUUUGGCUGUUGUCUGAAAAUAUUACAGAACAUAUUUGUUAAAUCCAUCCAGAAUCACCAUCUAUUUUGCACUUACCUCUCUGACGGGUCAAGAUGAUAUUGAAUGUGCCUUGCUUCAUAAUGAAUGAUUAUGGAUGAAUAUUGUUACUGUUUGACUGUGUUAUGGAGUGAUGGAUUGAUUAUUAAUACGGCCUCAGUGAAGAAACACUGAGCAUUCAUCUACAGGAGUUUCAGGCUGUUUUCAGUCGUUCAUCUGUAAUGAUGUGGAAAGAAACAGAAGAGUUACUGCGGUAAAACUGCUUCAAAACGUACAUUCUUAUUUGACAUUCCUGCUGUAUUAAAUUUAAAAAAUCAUGCAUGUGUAGCAGUCAAAGGAAAUACACAA
This is a messenger RNA of Labeo rohita (rohu), 3495 nucleotides long. It is a transcript of the gene slc25a47a, whose product is annotated as solute carrier family 25 member 47a. Gene Ontology annotation, molecular function: transmembrane transporter activity. The record is from RefSeq and is a predicted model, not a curated record. Gene Ontology annotation, biological process: transmembrane transport. Gene Ontology annotation, cellular component: mitochondrion. The transcript has 6 exons. Bases 460 to 1341 code for a protein of 293 amino acids. Lineage: Eukaryota; Metazoa; Chordata; Actinopteri; Cypriniformes; Cyprinidae.